CAUGAUGGCAGACACGUUUGACCACAGCGUUAUUUCUGUUGGAGAAGUGGAAGGAGUAGCCAAUUUCCAACGUUCUCUUCCAACACGAGAGUCCCUCCGAUGCCCUCGGGGCUCUGUUGUGAGUUUCCACAACAUCCAGUAUUCCGUGAAGCAGUCCAGUGGAUUCCUAUGUAAACGGAAAACUGUGGAAAAGAAGAUCCUUCAUAAUGUUUAUGGCAUUAUGAAGCCAGGCUUGAAUGCUAUCCUGGGGCCAACAGGGAGCGGUAAAUCUUCUCUCCUAGAUGUGCUGGCUGCCAGAAAGGACCCAGCAGGCCUGUCUGGAGAAGUGCUUAUAGAUGGCAUCCCACAACCUCCGAAUUUCAAGUGCAUCUCAGGAUAUGUUGUGCAGGAUGAUGUUGUCAUGGGCACAAUGACAGUGAGGGAGAACCUGCAUUUCUCUGCUGCCCUGCGACUCCCCAGCUCCAUCAGCGUUAAAGAGAAGGAAGAGCGAGUCACCCAGAUAAUCAGCGAGCUGGGAUUAAGCAAAGUGGCUGAUGCUAAGGUAGGAACUGAAUUGAUCCGAGGAGUGUCUGGAGGGGAACGGAAAAGAACCAACAUUGGAAUGGAGCUCAUCACAGAACCACCUGUCCUUUUUCUGGAUGAGCCAACAACCGGCCUUGAUGCCAGCACAGCCAAUGCAGUCCUCAUCCUCUUGAAGAAGCUCUCAAGAAGAGGGCGAACCAUCAUAUUUUCCAUCCAUCAGCCCCGCUAUUCUAUAUUCAAGCUGUUUGACAGUCUGACGUUACUAGCUUUGGGAAAGGUGCUGUACCAUGGUCCUGCAAAGCAGGCCCUGGAGUACUUUAGUUCUAUUGGAUAUGAAUGUGAACCCUUCAACAAUCCAGCUGACUUCUUCCUUGAUAUUAUAAAUGGUGAUUCAACGGCUGUGGCAGCAAGCAAGGAAGAUCCUAGUGAAAAUGGAGUGGCAGAAGAUAACAUGGACAGCAGUGUGGUAGAUGUGCUGCACCAGAAAUAUCUCAACUCCAGCCUGUAUCAGAGCACAAAGGAAGCACUGUCAAAAGUGGAGCGUGGACGGAGAAGUGAGCAGAGAAUAUCCAAGCAGGGGCAUGAGAUUACCUAUGCAAAUGGAUUCCUCACCCAGCUGUACUGGGUGUCUAAGCGUUCCUUGAAAAACCUCAUCAGAAACCCACAGGCCUCCAUUGCACAAAUUGCGGUGACCAUAAUUCUAGCCUUGGUUGUGGGUGCUAUCUUUUUCGGUGUAAAAUUGGAUCGAAGUGGCAUUCAGAAUCGGGUUGGAUCCUUGUUUUUUGUCACCACAAACCAGUGUUUUUCCAGUGUCUCUGCAAUUGAACUGUUCAUCAGAGACAAGAAACUAUUUGUCCAUCAGUACACCAGUGGAUAUUACCGUGUGUCUGCCUACUUCCUGGCCUUGAUGAUAGGAGAUCUACUGCCCAUGAGAACUGCUCCAGCCAUCAUAUUCUCAUGCAUCAGUUACUGGAUGAUUGGAUACCAAGCCGUUGCAGGCCGGUUCUUCUUCUUCAUGCUGACCCUGGUACUGGUAUCCUACACUGCCACAGCCAUGUCUCUGGCUAUCAGUGCUGGGAUGGAUGUGGUGGCUGUGGCCAAUCUGCUUAUCACUAUUUGUUUUGUCCUAAUGCUCAUCUUUUCGGGUCUCUUAGUCAACCUCCCUUCUGUAAUGGGCUGGCUGAACUGGCUCAAGUACUUCAGCAUCCCCCGAUACGGCCUUACUGUNCUUCAAGUGAAUGAGUUCAGAGAUCUCUACUUCUGUGUAACUACCUGGGGGCUGGCAUCACGUAGUAAUACCAGCUUUUGCCCUAUGCUUUUCUGCAGAUGUUCUGGUGAAGCAUACCUGUGCAGCCAAGGAAUCGCACCUACCAACUAUGCAAUGUGGGAAAACAUAGUGGCUCUCUUAUGCAUGACUCUUAUCUUCCUUAUCAUUGCCUAUGGAAAACUCCGGUUUAUGAGAAAGUUCACGUAG
Antrostomus carolinensis (chuck-will's-widow) is the source of this 1996-nucleotide messenger RNA. RefSeq names its product ATP binding cassette subfamily G member 2 (JR blood group). Lineage: Eukaryota; Metazoa; Chordata; Aves; Caprimulgiformes; Caprimulgidae. The record is from RefSeq and is a predicted model, not a curated record. Gene Ontology annotation, cellular component: plasma membrane. Gene Ontology annotation, biological process: transmembrane transport. Bases 2 to 1996 code for a protein of 664 amino acids. Gene Ontology annotation, molecular function: ATP hydrolysis activity; ATP binding; ABC-type transporter activity. The transcript has 15 exons.